CCCGGCUAGGGUCGGAACGCGCCGAUGCCUGCCUAGUCCAAAAUUCCAAAUCAGGCCGGGAUUUUCGAAAGACGACAGCCCCUCUCCCGGCGGUGAUGCGACCGGCGGCGGCGCUGAGCCUACCUCCCAGACACUACCAGAGAGUACGCUAGGCAGGGGCGGCCUAGCGAUGCCUGCGGUCGCCGCCGCCAGACUGAAGCGGGAGGACCGCCCCCGCACCAAACACGACUCCCUCUUCUCCCCGUGGAAGGUUCUUGUCGGGCCGUCGGACUGGGAGGACCACUCCGCCGGCAAGGAGGGGGUCCAGAGGUAUCACACACGCAACCUCCCGGACAACUUCCCUGGCCUCUACGAGCUGGGCGUUGCAAGGCCUUCCUAUGAUGGUGUCAGGGCUCGCAGGAAUCGAUCAGCUGUCGUCGUGGUGGUGUACCUCGGGCAGGCCGAUAAUGUCAGGGCGAGGCUCCAGCAGUACGGACGGACAGGGUCACACCUGGACACCGGGAAUCCAUUGGCUGCUGUCGGUAAAGCUGAGAUGAACGCCCUCACGGCAGGACCUGGAUUGUUCAGGGAAGUCUUCUCCAGAGGUUACUCCGUGAUGUUUCGAUGUGCGCUGAUGUGUUCCAAAAAAGCAGCUGAGAAGACUGAAGCUCAGCUACUGGGAGUAUUUGAUUAUGCAUGGAACAAACUUCAGAAUAGUGCGUGUCGUCGCGAAGAAAUACUGCUCAAGUUAGAACAGGGAAGCCAUAGAUUAUCUUUGCUUGGCAGAGUUCGGCACUUAAAACAGAGGGUGUUUGGAGAGAAAGCAGGUAUAAAGAUUAACAGCAGUGGGUCUGUUGAGAUUUCAUCUGGCAGUAUGAAAAAUAUGCUUCCAAGAGUCCGUGCGUUUGUCGGCUUCAGACCUCGUUUAGUUAACUCUGGUGGCGAUUUAAACAAGGCAACUGAUAUUCACCGGAAAUGCACAUCUCAGGCCAAUACUGCUGGUAAUAAACAAGCACAUAGAAGGUCUGAAGGAUACAAGGUGAAAAAGAUCGAUGUUAUUAAACGACGAACUGCGCCGAUACGAGAAGCCGAAGCUGUUUGUGGAGUAACGCUAGAAGAUGGUUCUUCUUGUUUGGAAGAUCCAUUGGAAGGAAGAAAGAGGUGUGAGUUGCACAAAGGUAGAAGAGUCAGAGUCGCAUACGGUCGCAAAGUAUCCUCUUCUAGCUCCACUUGCCAAGUUGCUAUUCCAACUGUUGAAUCCAUACCUCAACAAACUGCUAAUCCAAGCAAACCAGAUCAAGCAUGGCAAACCAGUGCAGACCAGUCCAAAAAUCUGUCGACAAAUGCAAAGGAGCCAUCACGUCAAAGGAACGGCUUCGAAGCAAAGGAGAUGAAAAUCGGAGAAGCUCCUGCAGAAGAUGAAGCAUAUGGAGCCUCCCAUGCAGAAUCUCAGUUCCACCAAGAUGAGCCUGUUGGAAGAAAGUGGUUUGAGCUGCUCAAAGCACAGAAAUCAGCCAGCGCACCAUCAUCGAGAGGCCAAGGAUGUCAGACAAGAGAAGCAAAUGACGACGCAUCAGCCAUAUGUGGAGUAGUGACAGAUAAUGGGUACUGCAAACUGGCACCAGUGACAGGAAGGGAAAGAUGCGAGGAGCACAGAGGAAUUGAGGUCACUGGUGCUUCAUCGGCACCAUGUUCCGGAAGGUUGGGAUGGCCAUCUAUCUGUGGAGCUCGAGCAUCCGAUGGUUCACCUUGCAAGAAUCAGCCAAUCGCAGGGAGGAAGAGAUGUGGGUUGCACAAAGGUCAAAGAGCGUGCUGCGCCUCCACGCCAUCCGUCAAAUAAAAACAUUGCCCCAUUGAUCCUGUUGUGUGUUGUAAUAGCAUUUCUGAUAUAGAUUUUGAAGUUGCUGUUUAUUCAAUUUUACAAGGUGUUGAUUUGUUGUUCAUGCUGUAAACAACAUUGUUGAUGAUAGAUCACAGGAAAGUGUAACACAAAUUGUAGAUCAAAUUUUUGGAGAGCUAUGGACGUGUGGAUAAUUGGAUUUGC
Molecule: messenger RNA, 2023 nt
Organism: Aegilops tauschii subsp. strangulata
Lineage: Eukaryota; Viridiplantae; Streptophyta; Magnoliopsida; Poales; Poaceae
Product: protein EFFECTOR OF TRANSCRIPTION 2
Biological process (GO): regulation of DNA-templated transcription
Molecular function (GO): DNA binding
Source: RefSeq, a predicted model, not a curated record